GUCGAACAAAAGCAAACGGAUUCGAAUACUUUGUUCGAAGCCAUUUUGUCAAGGAUACGAGGCGUGCGCUGAGGUUGCUUUUGUCCUUUUAUUUGAGCUACUUUGUUAAAUAAUACUCAUAUAAAUAGGCACGGCAUUAUAUCGAGGUAUUUCAUCUCCAAAGUUAUCGUCCUAAUAUCGCAUGUCCUCUAUUCAGAACCUCAAAUCUUUUGAUCCCUUUGCUGAUGCAACCAAGGGUGACGACUUACUCCCGGCAGGGACAGAAGAUAAAAUCCACAUAAGGAUACAGCAACGAAACGGACGCAAGACCCUAACCACUGUUCAAGGGAUCGCGGCCGAUUACGACAAGAAGAAGCUUGUGAAGGCCUUCAAGAAGAAAUUUGCCUGCAAUGGUACUGUGAUUGAGCACCCUGAGUACGGUGAGGUCAUCCAGCUGCAGGGAGACCAGAGAAAAAACAUCUGCCAGUUCCUCAUGGAGCCAGUCUCCUGACUGUCCUACAGGGUCAAAACAUGCCCAUAAUCCUCUUAAACAGGCUAGAGGAGGCGUGUGUGGGGAGGGCUGUGGUAGGGAAUGACUGCUGCCUGCCAGCCAGACCAUAAGAGGAAGAGAUUCCGGCUGCCCGUGGACAACAACUGCUAACUGUGAUGCUGGCUAGACUUUGCUCUAUUGCAGCUAUAUGAGAUGUUGUUUUGUGCAAAUUUGAAGCGGAGGCUUACUUUAAAUACAAAAAAUUACUAAAAGACAUUUGUCCACUC
This is a messenger RNA of Salvelinus namaycush (lake trout), 756 nucleotides long. RefSeq names its product eukaryotic translation initiation factor 1B (gene eif1b). Gene Ontology annotation, cellular component: eukaryotic 43S preinitiation complex. The transcript is spliced from 4 exons. Gene Ontology annotation, biological process: translational initiation. Gene Ontology annotation, molecular function: ribosomal small subunit binding; translation initiation factor activity; RNA binding. The record is from RefSeq and is a predicted model, not a curated record. The coding region runs from base 182 to 490 and encodes 102 amino acids. Lineage: Eukaryota; Metazoa; Chordata; Actinopteri; Salmoniformes; Salmonidae.